This is a messenger RNA of Myotis lucifugus (little brown bat), 2656 nucleotides long. It is a transcript of the gene BDH1, whose product is annotated as 3-hydroxybutyrate dehydrogenase 1. NCBI's taxonomy places the organism in Eukaryota, Metazoa, Chordata, Mammalia, Chiroptera, Vespertilionidae. The coding region runs from base 1651 to 2592 and encodes 313 amino acids. The transcript has 4 exons. The record is from RefSeq and is a predicted model, not a curated record. Gene Ontology annotation, molecular function: oxidoreductase activity.
UGAGGUGUUAGAGCACUAACAACAAAUGCUGGGAGACUGUGAAACCUUUCUGCCAGGAUUAGCCCAUCAGCUGUCUCACGGUGGAGGAGGUGGAGGGGUUGGACAGAGUUGAUAGUGUGCUGUGGUAUUUUCCAUCUGGUCUCAAGUAAAAUGAAGUUGGUUUCAAGAGAACUCCUUGGAGAGCUUACCAUGUGUGCCCUGGCAUCUGAGGCCACAGAAUGAUGUGUUCAUGUUUGCAAGGGCCAAGAAAGAGGCCAGAGUGGCUCGUCUGGAAGCAGUGCAGAGAGAGCUGCCUAGGGGAAGGGCUGUCCUUCUGCCUGGGCAGGACACUGUUGCCUGAACCUGAUGUGGAUAAUGGGAGAGCCCCUGGAAUCAUCUUAAGGGCACCUGCCCAGUGAAACUCCAAGAGGGCCAUGCGACCUGACCAGAGGGGUGGCUCCCGGAAGCCCUGGCUGAGGGAGAAGAUGCACAGUAGGAGGAAGGAAGGCCACAGGAGUCUCCAGGGGAGGGAUCUUCUCGGAACCCACAAAAGUGCCCCAGGGAGGGAGGGCCAGCCAGGGCACCACCCUCACAAGACCAGAGUCUUGCUCCCUCACUUGUCAGCCUCUGCAUCCAACCCUGGGAGGAUCUGAGAUUAAGGAAUAAGAGAGGAGGAGCAGCUAGAACAUAGUGAGAAAGACAACCUCUGCCCCUGCUGCCUGGCGUCCCACGCGGGCUUCCCACACUCCGUCAGGCCUGCGGCAGGGCAGGCUCUAAACUGGAUACAAGUUGGAGGGAGAGUUUGGGUUUUCAACCCACACUGGGCUAGAGUUACUUGAUUAGCAGACCGAAUUGGACUCUUUGUGCCAAAACAAAGAGUCUCUGUAUUAUCUGAGAAUGAGUGGAAGCACUGUAAGACUUGCCUGGAAUUUCAUCCAGGUGUGGAAAACAUAGCUUACAGAUGAAGUUUAAAGGGAUAGUGACAGAAGUUACUGCCCCUUUACGAAGGGACCAACGCAGCAGGACCGAAAGCUCCUCUCUGAGCAGCAGACAGAUGUGGAGCCGGGGAUGCGGUGUGGCCCAGGCAGUGCGGCCGUGGCCUGAGGAUGGGGACGGGCCACCUCAUCUGCAGCCUGCAGACCGAGGGCCGUUGGGAAAGGUUUCCUUUGAACAGCUGGGGCAAAACAACAGUCCCCUUCCCCAUGGAGGUGGCUGUCGGGAGCAGGGUGUGCAGGCUGCUUAGAGAUGAGUGCGGACUCCUGAGGAGGUCUGUCAGGUGAAGGGAGGAAGGUGGGGCUUCCCUCCUGGGGGCCUGAAUGCUGAGCCUGAAGCUGUGGGCUAUGAGAUGACCCCCCCAGCUUCCUUUGAGAGAAAGCUCUUAGCUGCCAAGCUGCCAACCUAAGUUCAUGUGGACCCCCUGACCGAGGUGAGGGGGGUCCCCGAGGACACGGGAGCAUUGGCUCCAUGCUGGCCAGAGGCACGGGGAGAGGCCAGGGGUGGGGUCCAGGAGUCACUGAAAGAUCCCAGGAAGAGGAAAGGACACUCAGGUACCUCUCGUGCAUCCUCAGCUGGAAUCUUACCUAUUGGAAGUUGAUGUCAGCUCCCCCUCAGAGACACGGAGUGCUUGGGCUCAGCUCGAGGGGCAUUUGAGAGCCUCGAUAUGAAAAGUGCAUGAAAACAAGUCAUGUUUUCCUGGUGCCUGUGUGCUGUGUGUGGAAAAGAGAGGUGUCUGUGGCACCAGCCCCUCCAGCCUCUGGACUCGAAGGUGGCGUCCCCGGGGAAUUCUUUUCUGGAACCCUCCGUGGAAACGGCAGCAGAAACGGCAGGCUUGGCUGCCCCUCUGUACAGGACAAAGGGGAUGCUGGAGCCAAGGAACUGGACAGCUUGAAGAGUGAUCGAUUGAGAACUGUUCAGCUCAACGUCUGCAAAAGCGAGGAGGUGGAGAAAGCAGUAGAGGUUGUCCGCUCGAGCCUGGAGGACCCCGAGAAAGGUAUGUGGGGCCUGGUCAACAACGCGGGCAUCUCGACGUUCGGGGAGGUGGAGUUCACCAGCAUGGAGACUUACAAGCAGGUGGCGGAAGUGAACCUCUGGGGCACAGUGCGGACGACAAAAUCCUUUCUCCCCCUCAUCCGAAGGGCCAAAGGCCGUGUGGUCAACAUCAGCAGCAUGCUGGGCCGCAUGGCCAACCCGGCCCGCUCCCCGUACUGCAUCACCAAGUUCGGGGUGGAGGCUUUCUCUGACUGCCUGCGCUACGAGAUGCACCCUCUGGGUGUGAAGGUCUGUGUGGUGGAACCCGGCAACUUCAUCGCUGCCACCAGCCUCUACAGCGCCGAGGGCAUCCAGGCCAUCGCCAAUAAGAUGUGGGACGAGCUGCCCGAGGUGGUGCGCAAGGACUACGGCAAGAAGUACUUCGAUGAGAAGGUCGCCGCCAUGGAGACCUACUGCAACAGUGGCUCCACCGACACGACCCCGGUCAUCAACGCUAUCACCCACGCCCUGACCGCCGCCAACCCCUACACCCGCUACCAUCCCAUGGACUACUACUGGUGGCUGCGAAUGCAGAUCAUGACCCACUUGCCCGGAGCGAUCUCCGACAGGAUCUACAUACACUGAAGAGUUUCUAGCUGGCUUCUGUCGGGAGCCCUGGUGGGCGGGAGGGAAAAGAAGGAGGGAGGGA